AUGGGCAAACGAACCAAGCAGUACAAGAAGCUCAUGCGAGCUUUCCAGCUGCUCGGUUUUCGUGAACCAUAUCAGCUGCUGAUGACUAGCGACAUCAUCCUUGACACCCUCAAGCUCGAUCUAAUGGCCUUGUUUGAGAAGACACUCUCUACCAAAAACUUGAAGCCCAUGAUCACACAAUGCUGCAUUCGAGCAUUGUAUGCGAAGAACGUGGGACCGAACAGAGAUCCUGCCGCCGCCGCUGCCAUCGACAGGGCAAAGACAUUUGAGAGGCGGCGGUGUGGCCAUCUCAUGGACGAGGACCCCCUUACCGAAAGGGAGUGCAUGUUGUCAGUUGUGGACCCCAAGGGCAAAGGCGAGAACAAAUUCAGAUAUGUCGUUGCUACCCAAGACGAAUGGCUGAGGGAGAGGUUACGAUCCGUGGUUCCUACGCCUCUGAUGUACGUGCGGCGGAGUGUAAUGAUCCUUGAGCCCAUGUCUUCGUCAUCGGCACGGGCCAGAGAACGAGAAGAACGUUCAAAGUAA
Canariomyces notabilis is the source of this 525-nucleotide messenger RNA. RefSeq lists its product as uncharacterized. Bases 1 to 525 code for a protein of 174 amino acids. The record is from RefSeq and is a predicted model, not a curated record. The transcript has 4 exons. Gene Ontology annotation, molecular function: small ribosomal subunit rRNA binding. Lineage: Eukaryota; Fungi; Ascomycota; Sordariomycetes; Sordariales; Chaetomiaceae. Gene Ontology annotation, cellular component: small-subunit processome; nucleolus.